AUGCAAAUGAUCGGCACUUUCAUUGGUGCUAUUUUCAAUUAUAUCAUGAUGAACAGCAUUGUCGCCAAUCAGCGAGAGAUUCUUCUGUCGGUCGAAGGUACCAACAUUUGGUCUGGCCAACAGCCCCAGCAGUACAAUACCUUGUCCGUCGCAUGGGGAGGUCUAGCCCACGAGUUGCUGUCUGUCGAUUCGCGCUACCAGUGGUGUAGUAUCAUCAUCCUUGUUGGCUUUAUAACGCCACUUCCUUUUUACUUCCUCCACUAA
Messenger RNA from Penicillium longicatenatum, 264 nucleotides. RefSeq lists its product as uncharacterized. The record is from RefSeq and is a predicted model, not a curated record. NCBI's taxonomy places the organism in Eukaryota, Fungi, Ascomycota, Eurotiomycetes, Eurotiales, Aspergillaceae. The transcript is spliced from 2 exons. Gene Ontology annotation, molecular function: oligopeptide transmembrane transporter activity. The coding region runs from base 1 to 264 and encodes 87 amino acids.